Brienomyrus brachyistius is the source of this 1958-nucleotide messenger RNA. RefSeq names its product protein phosphatase 2, catalytic subunit, beta isozyme (gene ppp2cb). The coding region runs from base 405 to 1334 and encodes 309 amino acids. Gene Ontology annotation, molecular function: protein serine/threonine phosphatase activity. The transcript is spliced from 7 exons. The record is from RefSeq and is a predicted model, not a curated record. Gene Ontology annotation, biological process: peptidyl-serine dephosphorylation; mitotic cell cycle. Lineage: Eukaryota; Metazoa; Chordata; Actinopteri; Osteoglossiformes; Mormyridae. Gene Ontology annotation, cellular component: cytosol.
UCGAAAUGCCAUUGUGAUGACGCAGGGACGUGCUCGGGCGAAGGCAAGCGGCCAUUACGCGGCUCAGUUUCCCUACGAAGGUCGGAGGGAAGAAGGAGCUAAGCUAGCUAGUUAGCCUGGUAGCCAGCCACUGACGCCAUAGAAAAUCACACACACCUUCCUAAGACGCGCACUCGACGGCGGGGGGAGCUUUGCAGACCACAAGCGUGUGGACACAUGAAAACUGGGUUAAACCUGAAAUAGAAGGGUCCGCUUCGACCGAGAGGCUGCGCGAAGCUGCGCCCGAAGUAAAAAUAAAAUAAUCAUCGUUAUCUAGUGGUUUACGCGGCGAUCGUUAAAUUAGCGCAGCUACCGAUAGAAAUAGAGUGAAAGGGGGUGAAGGCCGUCGUCGGAGUGCGUUUAAAAUGGACAAUAAAGCUUUUACGAAAGAACUGGACCAGUGGGUCGAGCAGCUGAACGAGUGCAAGCAGCUGACAGAGAACCAAGUGAGGACUCUGUGCGAGAAGGCUAAAGAAAUCUUGACAAAGGAGUCAAAUGUGCAGGAGGUGCGCUGUCCCGUCACAGUCUGCGGAGAUGUUCACGGGCAGUUUCACGAUCUCAUGGAGCUCUUCAAAAUUGGGGGCAAGUCUCCUGAUACAAACUACUUGUUCAUGGGAGACUAUGUAGACAGAGGGUAUUACUCAGUGGAGACAGUGACUCUUCUCGUGGCAUUAAAGGUCCGUUACCCUGAGCGCAUUACGAUUCUCAGAGGUAACCACGAGAGCAGGCAAAUCACGCAGGUUUACGGUUUCUAUGAUGAGUGCCUCAGGAAGUAUGGCAACGCCAACGUAUGGAAAUACUUCACAGAUCUCUUUGACUAUCUCCCCCUGACUGCCCUGGUAGAUGGACAGAUUUUCUGCCUGCAUGGUGGCCUUUCUCCUUCAAUAGACACACUGGAUCACAUUAGGGCUCUGGAUCGUCUGCAGGAGGUUCCACAUGAGGGCCCGAUGUGCGACCUGCUGUGGUCGGACCCCGAUGACCGUGGAGGCUGGGGAAUCUCCCCUCGUGGUGCUGGCUACACCUUUGGGCAGGACAUCUCCGAGACCUUCAACCAUGCCAAUGGCCUCACCCUUGUGUCUCGGGCUCACCAGUUGGUCAUGGAAGGAUACAACUGGUGUCAUGAUAGGAAUGUUGUGACCAUCUUCAGUGCGCCAAACUACUGCUAUCGCUGUGGCAACCAAGCAGCCAUCAUGGAACUGGAUGAUACUCUAAAAUACUCUUUCCUGCAGUUUGAUCCUGCACCUCGCCGUGGGGAGCCCCACGUCACUCGACGCACCCCCGACUACUUCCUAUAAACCCCCUCCAGAUGACAUUUGUAUGUGUAAAUGUGUGUAUAUGUAUGAGCAGGGUUACAACAUGAAAGUACCAACAUGGACCAAAAUGUGCCAUACUAGCGGUAAGCAUUUAGUGCACACAUACAGUUUGCCCAGUGUCUCAGUACUGCAACAACAUACCGCAUUUAUCCUUCAGCUCAAGUCUCAAAAGCCUGCUGUAUACGAUGGUAGUAAUGGGUUUCUUUUUCUCCUUUUUUUUUUUCCGGGGGGGUGGUUCCCCGAACUGUACAUUGAAGAGGACUUGCGUGACUUGCUUUGCUUAUUUCAAAUUUACUGGACAAAAUGUACAUUUUUGCGACAAUUAGCAAUGCCAGGCAUGUGAAAUAUGGUAUUUUUAAUGUACAAGCUUAUCGACCCCCCACACUUUUCUCCAGCAGACACUAUCCUGUUAUGAAUGCAUAGUUGAAGAGAGAAACCUCUUCCUCUUCUGGAGUAUAUGCUGUCAUGUAAAGAGCCCACCUUCCCUCCUUCUCACCCACCCACUGUUUAAAUCUUACUGUUUACUGUACUUUUUUCUGUAUAUUUGUCAUGAAGUGAUUGCAUCUUUGGCGUAUUUGAACCAAUUAAAGUACUUUUGAUCAUUAA